Penicillium concentricum is the source of this 1506-nucleotide messenger RNA. RefSeq lists its product as uncharacterized. Gene Ontology annotation, biological process: dipeptide transport; allantoate transport; transmembrane transport. The transcript has 5 exons. Gene Ontology annotation, cellular component: plasma membrane. Bases 1 to 1506 code for a protein of 501 amino acids. The record is from RefSeq and is a predicted model, not a curated record. Lineage: Eukaryota; Fungi; Ascomycota; Eurotiomycetes; Eurotiales; Aspergillaceae. Gene Ontology annotation, molecular function: dipeptide transmembrane transporter activity; allantoate transmembrane transporter activity.
AUGGGAGAACAACACCUCCCGUCCGGAGGUAUCAAACCAGACCUUGCGAUGCUCAAGGUUGAGUCAAGCUCUGCUAUUCGCGAUGUGGAUUACGGACAAGUGCUUGAGAUUGAAACAACACCUGCAAUGGAGAAGAAGGUUUUAAGAAAGCUAGACUUCUUUUUAAUACCUCUUAUGGGCGGUUGCUACAUGUUGCAGUACAUCGACAAACUAGCAAUUAGUCAGGCGACCCUUUUCAAUCUCCGACAGGACCUGGAUUUGAAAGGAAACGAAUACAACUGGGCUUCGGCCAUUUUCUAUUUUGGCUAUUUCGCGUGGAGCUGGCCGAGUUCCUAUCUAGUUGUGAGGCAAAUAUCUCAGCUGUGCUGUUUGUGUUUGGGGGGUUGUUUGAUGGUUCAUGCCGCCUGCACGAACUGGGGUGGGUUAAUGGCAGCGAGAUUCUUUUUGGGUGUUGGAGAGGCAUCCAUUGCUCCUGGCUUCGCGCUAAUAACGGGAAUGUUUUAUACAAGAGCGGAGCAGCCAGCACGACAAGCAGCAUGGUUUGUUGGAAACUCUGUUGCUGUUCUUCUUGGUGGGCUGAUUGCCUACGGUAUUGGCAAUAUUCACGUCACAGCUAUUGCCCAAUGGCAACUGUUGUUUCUCAUAUUAGGUGCUGUCACUUCUGCCUAUGGCGUGGUCUUGUUCUUUACGCUACCAGACUCACCCUCAAAGGCCGUCUUCCUCAAACCAAACGAACGAGCCAUUGCAGUCCACAGAACUUUGAAAAAUAAAACAGGAGUCUUGGACACAGGCAAGUUUAAAUGGGGCCAGGUUUUAAUGGCCAUCAAAGACCUGCAAACGUGGUUUUUAGUUCUUUAUACGCUCUGUGUCAACUUUUGCAACGGUGGUAUCACAAGUUUCUCUGCUAUCAUUAUCACCGGAUUUGGAUUCCCUCAUUUAGAGGCUCUUCUUAUUCAGAUGCCUAUUGGUGGUGCUCAGCUUGUCUUUCUCCUCCUUACUUCGGGGUUCGCCUCCCUUGUUCCAAGAUCUCGCAUAAUUAUGAUGAUCGUCAAUACAGCGGUGUCAAUGGUGGGUAUGCUUUUGAUUUGGAAGCUAGGCGAUGAUAAUAAGGCGGGCAAGAUGACUGGUCUCUGUCUCGGCGGUGUCUUUGCUGCCAAUAUUCCUUUGUCUCUCAGUCUGAUUAGUUCGAACGUCGCCGGGCUUACCAAGAAGAGUACUGUGAGCGCCCUCAUGUUCGCCGCGUACUGCAUUGGGAAUAUUGCCGGGCCACAAUUUUUCAUUCCUUCGGAAGAACCUUCAUAUCCGACCGGUAUCAAAGCUUCUAUGGCAGGAUUGGCCUUCGGAAUAUUCUUCUUGGUCUGUCUCUAUAUCUUUUACGUUUCCGAAAACAGCCGACGAGAUAGGCUAUACGGGUCUCCUAGGGAGAUGACGGAGACCGAAGAAUUACAAGACGAGCUGUCUAACAAGACCGACCACGAGAUUGAAAGUUUUCGAUAUUUGCUUUGA